This is a messenger RNA of Vitis riparia (riverbank grape), 1354 nucleotides long. Its product is annotated as GDSL esterase/lipase At3g26430-like. NCBI's taxonomy places the organism in Eukaryota, Viridiplantae, Streptophyta, Magnoliopsida, Vitales, Vitaceae. The coding region runs from base 55 to 1197 and encodes 380 amino acids. The transcript has 5 exons. The record is from RefSeq and is a predicted model, not a curated record. Gene Ontology annotation, molecular function: hydrolase activity, acting on ester bonds.
AAUGGCAGUGUUGUCCCUCACUCCCUUCUCAACCUUUACCAUAUCCUCUCUCCUAUGGACUCUACUCUUUUCUUUCUGACACUCACAAUUUCUGUGAGUUCAGUCCCAUGGUUGGUGUUGGCCACAGCCACAAGCUGUGAUUUUCCGGCCAUAUUCAACUUCGGAGACUCAAAUUCCGACACGGGUGGCUUGUCAGCAGUCUACGGCCAGGCCCCUCCGCCCAAUGGGGAGACAUUUUUCCACAAGCCCGCCGGACGAUACUCUGACGGCCGUCUCGUGAUCGAUUUCAUGGCGGAGAGAUUGGGACUACCGUACUUGAGCGCCUACCUUGAUGCGGUGGGCUCCAACUUCACCCAUGGGGCCAACUUUGCUACCGCAGGCUCCACCAUUAGGCCCCAGAAUACAACCUUUCAGCAAACUGGCUACAGCCCUAUUUCCUUAAAUAUUCAAUUCUACGAGUUCAACGACUUUCAUCGUAGGUCACAGACUUACCGGAACCAAGGAGUUUUCGAGAAACUCUUGCCAAAGGAGGAGUUUUUCUCCCGUGCUUUGUACACCUUUGAUAUUGGCCAGAAUGAUCUCACGGCUGGUUACUUCCUCAACAUGUCUGGUGAUCAAGUUAGAGCCUACGUUCCUGAUCUAAUGAACCAGUUCAAAACUAUCAUUCAGUACGUGUACGAUCAAGGAGGUCGAUCAUUCUGGAUACACAAUACAGGUCCCGUUGCCUGUCUACCGUAUAUCCUGGACCGCCUACCAAUCACAGCUGGACAAGUGGACCACAUCGGUUGCGUGGGUCCAGUCAAUGACGUGGCCAAAUACUUCAACACUAAAUUAAAUGAAACCGUGGUGGAACUCAGAAAGCAGUUCCCACUGGCUGCAAUCACCUACGUUGACGUGUACUCAGUAAAAUACACCCUCAUCAGCAAAGCAAAGGAACUUGGAUUUGUGGAACCACUGAAAGCUUGUUGUGGGCCUGGUGGCAAAUACAACUACAACGUGAAGGUGGGUUGUGGGUGGAAGGGAGUGGUAGACGGCAGAGAAGUUGAGGGGACAUCAUGCAAAGAUCCAACGGUCAAAAUUAACUGGGACGGGAUCCACUACACGGAGGCUGCCAACAAGUGGGUCUUUGAUCAGAUUGUGGGCGGGGCAUUCUCGGACCCACCUGUUCCACUAGCAAUGGCCUGUCAUAGGCAAUAGGCAAUAACUCAAGUGUCGUGCACCGUCUCACUCCCUCGUUAUGAAAAAUUUGAAUAUCACAACACUCUUCAAGAAUAAUAGUGUCGGUAACACAUUAAGGGCUUCUUAUUACGAAAAGAGCGGUAUCAAAUAAAAAAUUUAUAUAUUGUUACCUUCA